Messenger RNA from Effrenium voratum, 1376 nucleotides. The record is from the annotation of a GenBank genome assembly. NCBI's taxonomy places the organism in Eukaryota, Dinophyceae, Suessiales, Symbiodiniaceae.
GCCCGUGGGUACCGCGGUUGCCUCUUGUUCUUCCGGCGCUCCAGCCGCGUUUUGUGCUUCUCUCUGCCAUGGGGGCGGGUGCCAGCGUGGGCAACAUGGUGGCCUCCUUGAGGAUGGCCUCCAUGAGCAAGGCGGUUUCCUCUUUCAGCCGGUGGAACAAUGCACGCAUCGAGCAGCCCGACGAGUUGAUCAAAGCACACGUCGAGGCGCCAACAACCAUCAUUGAUCUUACCGGCAUUGAGAAUCCCGGGUACAUAGCUGACGUGUACAUGUUUGCAGACGGCCUUAUCGGCCGCUCAAACAAAAACUUGAUUCGACUCUCCACACACAAGCAAACUGGAAUGGCUCGUGCAAUCAAGCAGUACACGCUAGGCUUCCCCGGCGUGGAUGUGGAAGCUCUAAAAAAAGAGGUCAUGCUUCUGAAAGAUGUGCGGGCGCAUCCCAACAUCAUCAGGAUGCAUGAGACCUUCAAGGGCAAGCUCCACUUCUAUGUCAUUUUCGAGCUUUGCGAUGGGGCACGCAUCUUCGACUACAUCAUGGAGGCUGAAACUCACACCGAGCAGGAAACUGCAUGUGUUGUGCAGCAGCUUGUACAGGCUGUGGACUACAUGCACAGCCGGCUGAUAUGUCAUCGAGACAUAAAACCAGAACAUGUGCUGCUCAAAGACAAAGGCAGUCUUGUAGAAUGUCGCGCCAAGGUGAUUGACUUCAAGACUGCAACGGAGUUUUCAGCUCCUGGCCAUGUCUUCACAGAGAGAGUCGGAACCCCCUACUAUGUCUCACCACAGGUAUACCAGAGCAGAUAUACCGAGUCCUGUGACAUGUGGGCGAUUGGUGUUGUGGCUUAUCUGCUGCUCCUGGGCUAUCCGGAGGCGGACAGGAGGCAAUUGGAGUCCAAAGGUUCAACAAAGGGCAAGGAUGUGUUGGAGUUGCUGCCGCAUAAGCUGGAGUUCAGCCAGUCGGAUUGGGUGGAUCUUUCAAGUGGUGUAAGUCAAUUUCUUGGUCGACUUCUCACGGACCGCGAGACCGAGCGCUGGCCUGCCAAAGCUGCGGUGAAGAGCGACUGGCUUCUUCGUCAGGCGCCGCAGGCUGUUGGCACUCGAGUCCAAGUGGCCGGCGAUUCGAUUGGCCUGGAAAAGCUGAGAACCUCCGAGUAUGCAGCAAAGCUACAAAGGAGGGCAGGGACAAAAGACGACGAGGUGAUUGAAGAGUUGAUGAGCUCCAAAGUACUUCCCAUGAAGACCUUCAAAGUGUGAAGGUGUACGUUGCAGGUUGACUGCACUCUUCUUUGUGGAGCAGGCCGAAGGCGUGUCACUGCGGUCGCACAGCAUCUGCCAAGCAGAUGUGCGCCGAGAUUCAGCCUCAAAAUAGACAAA